GAGGGAGACACGAUGGUCUAUUUCCAAAGACAUUUAGUCCAAACGCCAAUUGUGAGGGGAAACAAGGAGACCUUAUCAAAUACAAUGUUUGUUGUUUAGUUGUUACCUCCCUUGAUCGUCUGCUUAUCUCUGCUGCUUAAAAUAGCUUUUUUUUUUUUUCUCGACUAGCGCGUGCCGGAAGCUGGCGUUUUCUGCAUUAAUUUGUUUAGGAAAACAAGUAGAUCUAGAUUUGUGUUUCCUAUUUGUGGUCAAGUGAGUGGAACGUGUUUCUAGUCGAACUUGCUUUAGGCAAUACGUGUUUUUAGGAAAUACGUAAAGUAGGAAAUACGUGUUUUUAGGAAAUUCGUGUUUUUACUAAGAUGUUUUUUUCACAAGUGAACAUAAAAGGGUAGAAAAGAUUUAUUUGAAAUAAAGAUUUCAUCUUGGAUUUAGUAUAAUAAAGGUUAGCUGUUUUUCAUUAGGUUAGUGUUUCAUUCUCAGUUCAUAAGGAGAUAUAUAUUCCUAAAUUAUUUAUUUAAGAGGAUUGAGGUGAUAGACCAACUCUUGAUAUUCUGUGAAUACUUCUGUUCUACUGCCACCAACUGACCAGUGGACUAGGUCUAAUCGUAACGUUAAUAUUGUCACUGGUCAUUUCACUUCUUACAAUGAAGCACAGACUAGCAUGACCUCGUUGACCAAGCAGGACAGUGACCUCCUGCAGGUUGUAUGAACCAUACUUUCUUAAAACGAGUGGCUAUCGGCGGACGAAUGUUUCGUAUGAUUAUAUACCAGCUGUUCCCGCCACUAAGAAAGCAUAUGCUUUUCUCGCGGGAAAAGGACAAUGACAUUGAAGAUCUUGAGAUGCAAGUUGUCCGCUACAAGCCUGAGGGCCUGGACACGCUCUGCAAGAACACAAAGUUCACGAGAAAGGAAUUACAAAUUAUGUACCGAGGAUUCAAACAGGAGUGUCCGACUGGGAUAGUGAACGAAGAGACGUUUAAAGAAAUCUACGCCCAGUUUUUUCCCCAGGGAGACGCCAGUGCCUAUGCUCAUUAUGUCUUCAAUACAUUUGACCACGAUCACAACGGCUCCAUUAGCUUCGAGGAGUUUGUUAUGGGGCUCUCGGUCUUGUCCAGGGGAACAUUCCAGGAGCGUCUCCAGUGGGCAUUCAGCCUGUACGACGUGAAUGGAGACGGUGUGAUUACAAAGGAGGAGAUGCUGGACAUCGUGACGGCCAUCUACGAGAUGAUGGGGCGCUACACGGAGCCCUCCAUUGACGACACCACAGCCAGGGAGCACGUUGAGAGGGUUUUUCAGAAAAUGGAUACCAAUCGUGACGGUGUUAUAUCAGUGGAAGAAUUUAUGGAUACAUGUCGAAGAGACGAGAAUAUAACCCGUGGGAUGUCAAUUUUCGAUACUGUACUUUGACACCCUAAAGUGACCUUGUUUUUAGGGAUAAAGAGAUGACAGGAUGACCAGCUCUAAGCUGGACUGGACAGUCCAUCAAAACUUGUAAAACAAGCAUUAAGUCUCAGUUUGAUUCUAACCGCUGUCUUGGUUUGUGCAUGUUCUUUUCAUAAUCUGUCCUUACAAUAUCCUAGGGGAAAAAAAUAUUAUCCUUCCUCCUUUAAUGAAAUCAUCAGAAUGAUCUCCAGAGAUUGAAAUCCAUCAUUCUAUUGGAUUAUAUCAUUACUUACACUUCAGUCUUGAGAAUUAAGAAAGACCCAGAAAGAUACAAGGAAUGAAAUAUCUACAACAGAUUCGGAACAUGUUUUACACUUAAUAAUAUUUGGAGGACAUCUAAUGUGCCAGAUUUUUGUAAAAAGAGAAAAAAGUGCUUGGUUGGGCAAUUAUGGUAUUUCUUUUAUAGUAGUUUUUUUUUUUUUUAUAGUUUUUAAAGUUUCAAAAAAAAAUAUAUAUUGUUUUUUUGUUAUUUUAAUUAUGUGAGUUUUUCAAACAGAAAUAUUAAGUCAAUAUUUUUUACAUUUUUCAAACAUUUUUAUUAAAGUAAAAAAGUGAAUUUUUAAAAAAGGCAAAAGAAAAGUUAUGUAGAUUUUAAAAUAUUGCAUAGAUUCUAAAUUUGUCUAUGAUUGAUUGGCAACAAAUAUACAGAUCUAUUAUUGGUUUUAAAGAUGAUAAUAAUAAGUAUUGAGAUGUUGGUAGAAACAAAAUUUCUAUGUUUAUAGCAUUAUUUCAUUUAUAAACUAAAUUUUACCAAAUAAAACAAUCUGUUAAAAAAUACAUUUAAAAUAAGCUUUUCAGAUUCUAUGUUUUCUUUAUUUAUUUGUUAAAUUAUAUUUUGUUUACUAAAUGAAACUAUUCACCUUUGUUUUUUGUUUGUAGUUUUUUUUUUUUUAUGAAUAAAGUAAAGCAGAAAAAAAUAAAGUAUAAUCCAGAAAGUCUGUUCAUUUCUAUUCAUGAACAAUGCAAACAUUUUGAAUCAUCUGGAGCUGAUGUGAGAAUUUAUUAGUGCCAGGCAUGAAGAAGUUUGAAAACUGCUUAAAAUUUUAGCUUUAAUUGUAUUACCUUUAAUGUCCCAAUUUCUAAGACCAGCAUUUUUUUUACCUGCUGUAUUCAUUUCCUCUAAAUGUUGAGGGAAAACUUCAGUAUGUGGGUAGAAUGAUUCUUAAUCAAGAAAAAUGAACAGUGCUUAUAAGCAAAAAAGAGUCUCAGAGAAAAAAUAAAAGAAUUAAAAAUAAAAACUACUUUCAAGGAAGGUAGCUUGGAAAAUGAGUUUUCUUAUUUUAACAGAUUAUUGAUUAAAUUUUCUUUUAGUAUUUACAAAAAACAAGAAGCACAUUCACAUUAAGUGCUAAUUGAUAUUAAGACUUUUAAUUUAAAGACUUUUUAGUCAGAGGUUGUUAUAAAAAUUUUAGAUCCAUGAUAAUAGGAGAAAUGAUUCUAAAUUCAAUGUGCCCCAUAAUAAAACAACAUUAAAAGUAAAAACAUCUCACAGAUAUCUGUUUUGCAGUGUAAUAACCACAUACAUUGUGAGACAUAGUUGGAAAAUUUAGAUAGACAUAGUAGUUUGGUGUAUUUGUGACUUUGAUGACAUUUUAUUGUAUUAUAAUGAUGUCAUGUCAUAAAGUUACAUUGUUUUAAGUAAUUUGUAAUGUUUAUCAGUUUAUGUAAUGUUUAUGUAAAGUUAUCAUUUAAAAGCGUUCAUAAGUCUAAAGGAAAUAUUGUAUAUAUGAGGAAAAAACAUUAUUCUUGUAAGUGUGUAUUCUUGGGACAUCUAUUUAAGCCAUUAAUCCUUAGUCCUUGUCAGUGUACAGUCUGUACAUACAAAAAAAGUUACCCUAAAUAUUUAGAACUGUUUAUGUUUUGUAUCCCUUAUAUAUAAUUAAUGGCAAAAAAAAAAUUCAAAAAUAUCUGUUGUUUAGUCGCUUAGUGGUUUAGAUAUUGUUGGGCACUGAACUAUAUCUCAACUAAUUGUAAUAAUGGAUUAUACAGAAUUAGAUAAUCUCUAAAUCAGAAUACAUUGUUUUCUUUCAUAUAUUUUUAUAAAUUUUAUAUUUAUACUUUGCUGCAUUAAUUGGGUGUUGACAUUAUUUCUUGUUUUAAUUUUUAUUUUAAAAAAAGUAAUCUCAUUAAAAAAGUUUGAUAUAUGAACAUGAACACAUAUUUAGUAAUAGAAAUACACAUAAGUAGAUAAUCAUUUUGAGAACAUUUUUAAACUUCAGCAACCAACCAGAAUGAUUGCCUUGUCUUGUGACAUGGUUCCAAGCUAUACCUCUGCCUGCUGCCAUCCUCAGGCGUCCUGUAGAAAGUUUGGGCUCGGACGUAAUACUCUUCAUUUACGAAACUUAAAUUAAAACAAACAUACACAUUAGUAGAAAACACAUUUAAGGGCAUUAGCAUUUUGAGUCGUUGACAAAUAUUUGAUUGUUGUUGAAAACUUUAUUAUAACUUUUAAUAGUGGAUUAAAAAAUAAUUUUUAUUGUAAGUCUGAAAAUUCUAUCUGAUCUUGAGAUUUUCUCCACAAUGCUUCUUUCCAUGCACUUUUUUGUAAAUAAAUUCACCUGUUAACUUAUGGGGCCUACAGUUCUAUGUCAGACCAGAUUAUCUCUCUUCCUGUGACCCCAGUGAUUUAAACUUUUUUUCUUAUUGUUAUAUUAAUAUGAUUAUAUAUAAGUACAUUUUGAUGUUGUCUUGAGUAAUUUUUUUUUUUUAAAUACUAUGUGAAAUUUUAUUUUCGGUUCCUUUCAAACAUUCUUCUCAGAAGUUGAAAGUCAUCGCUGCUAUUCUGUGAUGCAAAAUGGGUAAAAACAUUUUCUAAAUGUUGCAUGCUCUGUCGCUGUUGUUUUAUUGGAGUCGUCGUCAUUGCAGCUGGCCAGUUGGUGGUAUGCUUGGUCAGUUGGCGUGGUUGUUGAGAGGGGUGCUUGGUCAGUUAAGGUGCUUGGUCAGUCGGGUUGGUUGUUCAAUUGGGGUGGCUGGUGUCAGAAGGGUGGUUUGUCAGUUGAGGUAGUUGGUGUCAGUGGGAGGCUUGGUCAGUUGAGGUGGUGUGUGUCAAUUGUCAAUGGGGUGGCAGGUCAGUUAGGGUGAUUUGUGUCAAUAAGGAGUUGGUCAGGAGUUGGUCAAUUGAUGUGGUUGGUUAGUGAUUAAUUGGAGUGAUUGGUCAGUGGUGUUUUGGUCACUUGUAAUAGUAGCUUGUUCGGCUGCUGUAAGAGAGACUAUGAAACUAGUCAAAAUGAUUGUGUGUAUUAGUUUAUGAAAGAAUUGUACAUAAUCUAUAUUCACUAAUAGGGGAAAUACAAAAUGUAUAUCUAUUUAACUGUAGCAGAAGCUGUGCUGAAUUGUCCCAUGUGUAAAUUUUGUCUAUUCCAUUAUGUCCAUUUCUGUAUAAUGUAUAACAAUGUAUUAUGUAACAAUGCAGUUUAUGAUUAAUAAUUUAUACUAAAAUAAUAUAUAUCGAUCCUCAUAACAUAACUUGUAUCUCUAGCUAAUAUUUUAUUUUAUUUACAGUUUCAUUGUGAUUUAGAAUUUGUUUAUAUUGUAAACUAACUCAUUUUAUUUUAUUACCUUCCUUGAGUCAUGUGAUUUUUUUUUUUUUGAUUUUUUUUUAAAAAUUAUUUUGUUUUAAACAAACUUUUUAUUUAAUAUUGUUUUAGUAUUGAACUAUUUACCUCACUGACCUAUAUGUUUAAUAUAAAUGUUUAUCUGUGAAGAUAGAAAAUGAUAACAUUAUAAAAACAUUUUUUUUCAAUGUAAAGUAAUUAUACAUUUUUAAGUAUGUCUUCAAGACUUUGGUUCAGAGUGCAAAUAGUUUUUGUUGUCAUCCUCUGAAACAUCCAGCAGGAAGAUGGCUGCUUGGUUGUCCAUUGAUCCUCAUUCUUAAAGAACAUCUGUUGCAUAGAAAACAAAAGAGUAUUACUAUAAAAUAAAAACAUAUACUUAUUUAAAUUUAGAUAAUAAAAAUUAAAUAAAUAUAAAGAAAAAUGAAUGAAAUAGAUAAUUUUGAAUAAUCUAUGCUUUUGCUGGUUUUAAAGCGAAUAUUCGACCAUUUUUUAAAAAUAAAUUCAAUUAUAAAUUUUGCAUAGAAAAGGCUAGAAAAUUAUAUAGAUAAACAAUAAUCUUUAUUUUAAAUAAGGAUAUUAGCCUAACAAGGCGCAGUGGCUGAGCGGUAAAGCGCUUGGGUUCUGAACAGGGGGUCUCAGGUUCUGAACAGGGGGUCUCGGGUUUGAAUUCUGGUGAAGACUGGGAUUUUUAACUUUGGUAUCUUUGGGCGCCUCUGAGUCCACCUAGUUCUAAUGGGUACCUGACAUUUGGGGAAAAGUAUAGGCAGUUGGUUGUUGUGCUGGCAACAUGACAUCCUCGUUCAACGUAGGCCACAGAAACAGAUGACCUUUACAUCAUCUGCCCUAUAGAUCACAAGGUCUGAAAGGGGAACAUUUAGUCUUACAAUUGAAAGGAAAUAGGAGAGGGUUAUGAUUAAUGUUUAGUGUGGCAGCUUGGUUUGUGGUGUGCUGCGCUCAAGACUAUAUACAGAUUGAUUCUAUAUUUAGACUUUGCCCAUCUCUAUCAACUGAGAUCCUGGGAGAGAAUUGGGCUAAGGUAAAAUAAUUUUAAUAGCUAUAGAAACAUCUGGAACUUAUAACGCAAAGUCAAAAUACUAUUGGUGUAUUGUAUUAGAGUUGUGACCUAUUUUAUAAUCAAAUCUUUAAAAUAAAGAGUAAUAUUAAAAUAUAAAUAUAUGUAAAGAUAAAAAUAUUCUUAACACACUCUUGGAAAAAAACAUUUGUAUGUCCUGUAAGUAGCUAGGAGAAAACUUAUAAUUUGCAUAAUUUUAAAAAUACAUUUAGUACUUUCGAGGUGUUUUGUGGCUAUAAUGAUCAAGAUCAAUUUAAAAUGUAAAUGAUAUGCAACAGAUGGUUCAGAAGUAAAGCUGCCUGGAUGGAAUGAAAGAAACAUAUAAGCAUACUAGCUAUGUCAGCGGCUAAAAUAAAUUGAGAAUAUGUAUGCCUGUGGGGUUUUUUUUAGCAAAGAAAUUUUCUACAAAUCAUUUAGUGUGGAAUUACUCUCAUAUCUUGCAUAAAAAUUGGAAGAAAGAAAUUUAGUUAGCUAGCAGAGAUAUAUUUCUUGUCCUUUACUAUAAUUGUUUUUUUACAUUCUACAGUAAAUGGAUAAUUUUACUGUUCUAGAAAUUUUGAUGUAUCAACCUUUUUUUUUGUCUGUCCAUAUGAAUUCCAUCAUCAAGACUAUAAUAAUUGUUAAUUCUUAAAUGAAACUUUAAUAAAAAAUUAUGUCAUCCGA
Molecule: messenger RNA, 6732 nt
Organism: Biomphalaria glabrata
Lineage: Eukaryota; Metazoa; Mollusca; Gastropoda; Planorbidae
Product: Kv channel-interacting protein 4-like
Exons: 8
Coding region: 706-1407 (233 amino acids)
Molecular function (GO): calcium ion binding
Source: RefSeq, a predicted model, not a curated record